Bradysia coprophila is the source of this 1616-nucleotide messenger RNA. RefSeq lists its product as uncharacterized. The record is from RefSeq and is a predicted model, not a curated record. Lineage: Eukaryota; Metazoa; Arthropoda; Insecta; Diptera; Sciaridae.
AAUGGGGAGUUGUCUUAGUUUAGUCUUAGAACUUAAAUUUCUCUGCGAGAGUUGUCCCAUGUAUACAUUACAAUUAUCAUAGGACAUUACGGUUUAUUGUAUCGUGAGUUGCCUGUUAAUUUUGUCUUCAUACAAAUGUACACGUUCAACUCUCGACUUAAAUCUAAGUAAGUGAGCGCUUACAAUUCGAUCGAUUCGUCAACAAAGUACGGAAAAUGUAUAUCUUCGUAAAGUUUAAAGGCAAAGUAUACAAAAAAAUAUCCGCAGUGCCAUCAUUUUGGGUAUUCAAAGACAAAAAUGGCGUUUCAUGGUGUUGGUGGCCAUUUUACGGCCUAACUUAUAAAUUGAAAAAUAUGACUCCGCCGCCCUUAGAAACAGAUGUAGAUGAACGCAAAAGGUGGACCCAACUACAGUGCGAAGAAUAUGUUCUUGACGGAAGUGAGUUCUUUUUCUUAUGUGCUAAGGUGUUCUUAAUGUCCUCGUCAUCUGUAGGAACCUACGAAAAAUACGAAACGGCCGAUGAUGCGAUUUCACAUUUAUACGAUUCGGACCAAUUCGAAUCAGAAUUUGCCUCGAUGGUUCCAUUCGCGGAAAGUACAGGUAUCGAAAGUCAACACAUCACUGUUGGUGACAAUCACAGCGAAGGGCAAGCUGAGACUACUACCGGAGGUAUAGAUCACCCGAAUGAAAUACAACCUAUUGUGCAAGCAACAGAAUAUGCCGCCAACAAAACUUAUAUACAAAGAGUCGGCGGUUACAUGCCAAAACAACCGAGUACAACCGAAACAACCACCAAUACAACAUACACGGUGUAUAAAGACAGUCACACCGAAAUAAAUAUGGGAACAGCCUCAGAAAUGAGUAGCAGCGAUUGUAUUUCGGCCGAUGCAACAUACACCGUAAGUGAUGGUGCUUAUGGAGCUACAAGUGGCGAUAUGGGAACAGCCACAGACAUAAGUACCAGCGAUAGUAUUUCGGCCGAUGCAACAUACACCGUAAGUGAUGGCAGUGAUCUCAGUGAUGGUGCUUAUGGAGCUACAAGUGGCGAUAUGGGAACAGCUACAGACAUAAGUACCAGCGAUAGUAUUUCGGCCGAUGCAACAUACACCGUAACUGAUGGCAGUGAUAGUGCUUAUGGAGCUACAAGUGGCGACGAAUGUGUCUACGGAUCAUUUCCACUCGACGACGACGCACCGUAUUACCACUUGCAAAAGAUGCUUGACUCAGAAUUAAAACAGAAAGAACUGAAGGAAAAAUACCAUAGCAUUUUUGCUAAAAAUGUUGUCGAUUUCAUUGACCGCAUACUGGACUAUACAUUCGAGGACAAUUUUUUUACGACGAUCGGAUUUCGAACUUGGCCCAAAAAAAUCGACAUCCGAGGCACCCAACUGCUAAAAUGUUGGAAAGAAGUCGUACACCAAAAAUAUAAUGUUGGACACAACGCCGCCGAAGAAGCCAUUAAAAAGGCGUGUACUAAAAUACGCAACAAGGGUUCGAAAGAUAAAUGCCGAAAGCAGAAUAAGAAAUAAGAAAUUAACAAAAUCUACCUACUUCACAAAAAUUUAGUUAAAAAUUCAAAAUUUUAUUGUAAUUUUUUUUUUGUUUUUGUUUUUAAU